ACAUGGCUGUGAUGUAUGUGGCACCCAUGAUGCAAUACGUCGAGUUCUACUCCCCCAAACACAAACAAACACCACCAGCAACAUGGGAUCUCUGGCUCCACAUGUCCAACAACGAACGCUGGACGACAUGGGCAUUCGCGUACGUCACCGACGUCGCGCCCGCACUCAUGAUCGGGGGCUACUGGCCAACCGACUUGGACGCACCGGCUCCUGAAGAUACGUUUGUAUUUGACAAGAUCUUUUGGAUGCCAACGGUUUCGACGGGUUUAGAUGUCAAGAAUGCCCUGCCAAAGGAGGGCGAGGAGUGAUUGAGGAUACGGAUCAGUGCAAAGGUUAUCAAGAAUGGGCGGUAUGAUGCUGAAGUGAUUGCAUUUUAUGGGGAUGGUGAUGUAGUGGCGUUGGGUAAUCAUGUUGCGCUGGUAUUGGAUGGGGAGAGGAACUGGGGGCGAAAGGCGAGGCCGUAGGGUGGCUCAAAUUCGACAGACACAUAUUCAUUGACGGAGGUUUUCCAGACUUACGAGACCUACCUAAGGACAAGAUCAGGUGCUUCAAUACACUGCCGGCUAAGAUAUUACACCU
Fusarium verticillioides 7600 is the source of this 579-nucleotide messenger RNA. RefSeq lists its product as hypothetical. The transcript has a single exon. Lineage: Eukaryota; Fungi; Ascomycota; Sordariomycetes; Hypocreales; Nectriaceae. The record is from RefSeq and is a predicted model, not a curated record. The annotation marks the transcript as partial.